AGAUCAAAAAAAUGGGUAACCCAGAAACAGCGCAAGUGUACCCAGUCGCUACGGGACCCCAAAUGGAUUCAGCUCCGCCCCCGUAUACGGUAGUGGGCGGCGCGCCAGUUGCCGUGGAAAUGCAGCCGGUUUAUGCGGCUUAUCCCCAACAACAGGCUUACGGCCAGCCGACUGUUGUGCAGGCUCAUGUAGUCCAGCAGCCUACUCAGGCUACUGUAAUCAUUAGUGCUUCUGUGAAACACGUGGAUCAGGAUAAACCAUAUUUGGAGUACUGUCCGAGAUGUCAGACAUCUGUAACAACUCGAACUGUUCACUCAAUUGGAACCUGCUGGUGGAUUAUUUUAUUCAUUGGAGUUUUCGUUUUCUGCUGGCCAAUUCUUUACUGUCUUUGCUGUGCCGGUUCAAAGGAUGUUAAGCAUUUUUGCCCGAAUUGUGGAACCAUGUUGGCUUGCAAGAAGAGAGGAUGCUAAACUUGUUUAUUUUUUGAAUUUUCUCCGUUGUUUCUAUGUAAAAAUCCAAUAAACCUGCUAAUAUGUCUU
This is a messenger RNA of Caenorhabditis elegans, 539 nucleotides long. RefSeq names its product LITAF domain-containing protein (gene Y22D7AL.15). The record is from RefSeq and is marked reviewed. The transcript is spliced from 2 exons. Bases 12 to 470 code for a protein of 152 amino acids. NCBI's taxonomy places the organism in Eukaryota, Metazoa, Nematoda, Chromadorea, Rhabditida, Rhabditidae. Gene Ontology annotation, cellular component: late endosome membrane; membrane; lysosomal membrane.